Messenger RNA from Coregonus sp. 'balchen', 11130 nucleotides. Lineage: Eukaryota; Metazoa; Chordata; Actinopteri; Salmoniformes; Salmonidae. The record is from the annotation of a GenBank genome assembly.
AUGAGAACCGCUGGCAGGGCAGCACUUCCCAGGCCCAGGGCUCUGAGGGGUCAACUCAACAUCAACUCCAACAUGCCAGACAUUUACAUACCACUCAGUGAGUAAUAACCAGCCUUAUUGGUCUAUACCCUUUAUUUAGAAGAUUAUUUUUACACUGACUGAAAGAUGUGGUACUGGAAUCCAUUAUUGGAAAAUGUCCUUCUGAUAUCUGUUGGACUGGUGCAUGAGAAUCUUGAUGUGAGCAAAACAAGGUCAUAAAAGAGAUCUUCUGCAGACUGAGUUCUUGAGAACAUUUUUGAUAGAUGCUGGUAUCAAAUCAAACCAGAUGUAGAGUUUCUUUCCAAAGCAAUGUAUUCCCAGCUGAAUUUUUCCCCACACACUUCUAUCAUGCCCAGCCCAAGGUUCCUCCUUUGACACUGUAGUGGAGGCAGGCCAAGGAGAGCUCUGCUAUUGACAAGCAAAACAUAGCCAGUGUGUUUGUAUGGAGGACUAAAAGUGCCACAAUUAAAUAAAUAAAUACACCAUUAAAUAAUUACUUAAAUGUGUCAUUAAUUAAUUCAAAUUAGAAUUAAAUACAUAAAUGUGUAAUUAAAUGUAUCAUUAAUUAAUUCAAAUACCGAUUCAUUUUAUGUAAAAUACAUAUAUAAUUAUUUCACUAUUUACAUUUACAUUUCAUGAUCCUGCAUUGCAGUGAUUCAUGAAUUACUUAAAACUGUCAAACUGACCCAUCAAAGUCAGUGGGCGGGGCUAACGCGAAUCUAGUCUGAUCCAUUGCUUUGGUCUGAAGUAGAGUAGGCCAACCUGGAUAGAGACAAUGGAGGAUCUCCGUGAACUUUCCAGGGAGUUGGUUAGAGACAUUUUAAACUUAGCAGAGGAUGUAGAAGCAGGACCUGCUGACAUUAUCCGGAAUUGAUUUGUCUUGGCUUGAUGCAGAGGGUAACCAAUCAGGCGUUAGGUUCCGCCUACCAACUUUUGAUGGGUCAGUUUGACAGUUUUAAGUAAUUCAGGAAGCACUCCAACGCAGGACCAUGAAAUGUAAAUGUAAAUAGUGAAAUUAUUAUAUAUGUAUUUUACAUAAAAUGAAUCGGUAUUUGAAUUAAUUAAUGACACAUUUAAUAACACAUUUAUGUAUUUAAUUCUAAUUUUAAUUAAUUAAUGACACAUUUAAGUAAUUAUUUAAUGGUGUAUUUAUUUAUUUAAUUGUGGCACUUUUAGUCCUCCAUAUGUUUGUAGUAUCAAAGAGCUGCAUAGGAUCUGUCAUGUUAAUUAAUACCGUAUCUUGCCAUGUAGGUGUUGCUGUCAAUUAGGAAUCUUCACCUUAAUCCACCCAAAUCCUUUGAUACCAGCAAAGGAAAAAGCCCUCAGGUAAGAGAGAAACAUAAAAUGUUGAGGGUGAAUAAAUAUUGGACCCCGUGAGAAUGAUUGUCACAUGCAUUUAGAACCCAGGUCGUCUGUGUGAAUCUUGACUGCAUAAACCCACUGAGCAUGAGCUCUGAGUGCUAUCAUGAGUCUCAAGGUCUUAGGCAAGGUUACUCUUCAUGCAUAAUUCUUGAACUUAUUCAGACAUUAGGGAAAUGUAUACUGAACAAAAAUAUAAACGCAACAUGUAAAGUGUUGGUCCCAUGUUUCAUGAGCUGAUCUAAAAGAUCCCAGUAUUUUUCUCUCAAAUUUUGUGCACACAUUUGUUUACAUCCCUGUUAGUGAGCGUCUUUCCUUUGCCAAGAUAAUCAAUCCACCUGACAUGUGUGGCAUAUCAAGAAGAUGAUUAAACAGCAUGAUCAUUACACAGGUGCACCUUGUGCUGGGGACAAUAAAAGGCCACUCUAAAAUGUGCAGUUUUGUCACACAACACAAUGCCAUAGAGGUCUCCAGUUUUGAGGGAGCUUGCAAUUGGUAUGCUGACUACAGUAAUGUCCACCAGAGCUGUUGCCAGAGAAUUGAAUGUUCAUUUAUCUACCAUAAACCGCCUCCAACAUCGUUUUAGAGAAUUUGGCAGUAGUUCCAACCGGCCUCACAACCGCAGACCACGUGUAACCACACCAGCUCAGAACCUACACAUCACCUGGCUUCUUCACCUGCGGGAUGUUCUGAGACCAGCUGUUGAAACGGAGGAGUAUUUCUGUCUGUAAUAAAGCCCUUUUGUGUGGAAAAACUCAAUCUGAUUGGCUGGGCCUGGCUCCCCAGUGGGUGGGCCUGGCUCCCAAGUCAUGUGCAAUCCAUAGAUUUCGGCCUCAUUUAUUUAUUUCAGUUGACUGAUUUCCUUAAAUGAACUGUACCUCAGUAAAAUCAUUCAAAUUGUUGCAUGUUGCGUUUAUAUUUUUGUUCAGUAUAUUAGCAGAAUGCAUUAUGGUGGCCUGCACAACCAUUGAAAGUGAAAUUCCAACAGUGUGUGGGGUAUUAUCAAAACAAUAGACUAUCAUGACAGAGGAAUAACUUUUUAUCCAUCCAAUUUAUCCUCAAAUCAGAGUGUAUUAUCUGUCUCCACUGUAAUAGCUUGUUUAUAAGCAUUGAUACUUCUCCAAAUAGAGGAUGUGACGACAGAAACUGGCAGUAAGCCUGUGUUGUAUUAUAUACUUGUCAUGCAGGAUGUUUUUCACAGGAUUAAGUACAGUGUAUACUGUAAACAAACAAGCUCUUUUGGCUCUGAUAGUAGCCUCUGCUAACAGUUCACUCAUGUAUAUCAAAAUAUGUAUCUGUACAGUUAUCAUACAGCAAAUAGAGAUAUUUGAUACCAGUUAAGAUAGCAAUGUGUUUAUGUAUGGGUGAAUGGACCAGAGGUAUCCCAUAGAAAACUGUUUUACUUCUCAAGCAAAGGAGGGAUUGAGAGUCUGAGGUGUUGCUGAUGAGGAGUUAGCUUUUAAGUGUGUUCUAUUGUUUCUGCUCGUAAAGCCAUCCCAUUGAGACACCACCUCCUUAUAAUGUAUUAUCUGGACACAUGGCUUUCACUUGGUUCCACUUCAUAGGACAGAGUAUUACUUUUCCCUGGUCCUGGAAUGAGCUUAGCACAUUGUUAAUUGUGAGCUGCAGUGCUGACUGUACUGUACGUUGGAUGGCAGGGGAUUCACAUUUUUGUCCGAUGACCAUGUAGAACAGCUCUCCUUUCGAACCCGUUUCCUUGUAUAGUUUGAAUGGGUCAACCGGAACAGUAGUUCAUUAAGUUGCUAUAAUUGGGUGCGGUCACCCGUGACCACGGUUUGGAAACAUAGGGGUUAAAGGCAAAUUCACAGCCAGCAUCAACAUGGUCCCACCAUUGAAUGAAGCCAUUAUGAUAGCCGGCACCUUUGGACACAAAGGCCAUGAUGAGACACAUAUGUCACACAGUAUACAUAUUAUACAAUGAAAGCCAGUAAGAAAACGAUGGCAUUUAGGAUGCAUGCUCAACCAAGCAUGACCUUGAUUCAUCCACUCAAAUUAGGCAACUCUGCAAUCCAAGAAGAACAAUGCCAUUGACCUUCACAGUAUAUUUUAUUUACUUGAUAGAGCAAGAAACAGGCCAUUUUACGUAGUGAGACUUUCAGUUACACACACACACACACAGACACACACACACACACACACACACACACACACUCUUUUCACCCUGACCCUUUACAUUGUAUUUGGUCUUUCACCAAAUGACUGAGUGGGGCAGUUGGAUAACUUUGACCUUUGUGUUGGUUUAAAGGGUGACAAAUGAUUAUCCUGUGUAAAAAUGAAUUGGUUGCGGUUGUCAAGCCUAUGGCACUUGCAGUAAUGACAGUGAUAGCCCUUACCUAGUCUGGUCUCUACAAUCUGGGCGCAUGUUACAGCAUGCUUCCUCUGUAGUCAUGGAGAAUUGUCAUGGUCCAUAUUUCAGCAGUGAGAGAAUGGUAGUGACCACCCAGGAGAGAAAGACUCAAAGACUAUACAGUAGGAGGAGAACAUAUCUUAUAGAUGAUGAUGAAAGUCUGAAAAACCUUAGGAACUAGGACAGAUUUAUUAGUUAAUAAAACUUUUCAAAAUGUAUAUAUACUGUACACUUAGCGUACAAAACAUUAAGGACACCUGCUCUUUCCAUGACAUAGUCUGACCAGGUGAAUCACUGUUUAAAUCCACUUCAAUCAGUGUAGAUGAAGGGGAGGCGACAGGUUAAAGAAGGAUUUUUAAGCCUUGAGACACUUGAGACAUGGAUUGUGUCUGUGUGUCAUUCAGAGGGAGAAAGGGAAAGACAAAAUAUUGAAGUGCCUUUGAACAGGGUAUGGUAGUAGGUGCCAGGCGCACCGGUUUGUGUCAAGAACUGCAACGCUGCUGGGUUUUUCACGCUCAACAGUUUCCCGUGUGUAUCAAGAAUAGUCCACCACCUAAAGGACAUCCAGCCAACUUGACACAACUGUGGGAAGCAUUGGAGUCAACAUGGGCCAGCAUCCCUGUGGAACGCUUUCAACACCUUGUAGAGUCCAUGCCCUGACUAAUUGAGGCUGUUCUGAGGUGGGGGGGUGCAAAUCAAUAUUAGGAAGUUGUUCUUAAUGUUUUGUACACUCAGUGUAUGUCUGUCUCUGUCUCUCUCUCGGUUCUAUUUCCAUUAGAGAGAGUGAGAGAGGCAGUAGGGGGCGCAACAAGUUGUUUUCUUCUCUGUCGUUCCCAUGGCUUUCAUUCUCUCUGAGUAGAAGUGCGUUUCAGGACGCCAGAGAAAGAGAGUGUGAGAGAAAGAGAGAGAGAGUGAACGGAAUAUGUCAUGUUGAUUAGUGACCAGCGCGUGUACAGAACGUUUGGGAUAUUUGGAGCGGUUUUAAAAUUGAUUAAUUGAUGCGGUGGUAGUAAUCUUUUUACACCUGGAUUGAACUCGUCGAUGCGCUCGGAUUAUGAGGAUAACUGGUGCGCAUGUUUAUGAAUCUCAAGGCGCCACAAUUUACCGUUGAGAAGCAGCAAUACUGCACUGGAGAAAACAUCGAGGUAGCAAACACAAGCACAGUCAUCCAAGGUAGGAACAGAGCAAUUUACGUUUUAUGGAAGUGUAAUAAUAUAGGCCUAAUAAUAAUCAUAAUAGCCUAAUCAUAAUCAUAAUCAUAUAAUACAUUAGCAAACAUUAUAAAGCAAUUGAUGAAAUGAUUGCAAUUUUAGUAGUUUACACAAUUAUGCUUAUAAUGUUUUUGUUUGUCGACUAAUUUCUUUCAAAUACAAUUAAAAUGGUAGCCUACAUGUUAUGUUUCUCAUAAAUUGCUAAAUUUGUCUCCCUACGGCUCGCUACCAUGUAUAACUGCCUUAAUUUAGCUGGACCCCAGGAAGAGUAGCUGCUGCCAAGGGGAUCCAUAAUAAAUACAAAUACAACUACUGCGCGCUCACACUUCAAGUCCAAAUCCCUCAGCCUGGACGAGAGCCUCCUGUCCCGUUCCUGUCGUGCCUGACAGAAGGUCGAUCUUUCUGCACUGGGUGCAGCCAGCAUUCUAUUUGUUGAUAGCACAGAUAUAGACAUGCCUGCAAUUAUGAUGUUGUUCACCAUAACUAAAUAAUAUUUGUAAUAGCCCAGCCUCAUAAUACGUUUUAAAGAAGUUUGAAGUGAUAGGCCUACAUGUUUUUGGAUAAAUUCAAUUCUAGGCUAUUGUGCAAAUAAAGUAAAUAGAUAUUGUGAAUAUUAUUUAUUUAAUGACAAUGGAACUUUCCAAACCUCACAUGGAGUGGAAUUGCACCAGUGUGAGACAAACAAAACAGAUAGGUCUAUGUUUAAGUGGAAGUGAUCUUUGAACCCCCACAUUCAUCAUACCAAGUGAGGUUUAUUUUGAGAGAUACAUCACAGAUUAGUUUUUACUAGGAGCACAGUGGUAAAAGUGUCACUGCAGUCCAGCCAUCUCAAAAUUGAGUUUCAGUGGGGGGCCACUCAUUAGGACCAGGGUUAGGGUCAAGGGUCAACACACAUGGUCAAGUGGACAGAAGCCAUGUUCCCCUGAGUCAGGACCAUGAGUCAGGACCUUCAGACAAACUGAGACACUAAAGAGCAGACUAGACACUGCAUGUGGUCUUGAGGAGACAGCUUUGUGUUAAAUAUGAUAUUACUGCUUUAUUGCUGUGUUAUUAAUGUCAUUAUGUCUGCAAAUACAAUAUAUCCCUUUUUUAGGUACUGUAGCCCUCAAAAUCUAGGAGAUAUGAGGGAACUCUGUAUCUGGUUUCUGAGGUGAGAUAUCACUUGUCACUUAUUACAAUCUGAUCAUCUUGGUGUUCACUGAACAGACUCAUCUAAAACAUGUUGUAUCACACUGCAGCUGCUGGUCAUGCACUCUGCAUGACUCAAUUUCAUAGUUUUGUUUUGAUUGUCUCCAUUUUAGAUUACAAUCAUUUUUCUCUGUAAAAAAAUGCUGUUAAAUGUAUUAUAGCUCAGUAUGCUAUCUGUCACACACAGAGUUUCCAUGCUUCUUCUGCUGCUGCUCAGGCCAAAUCCCCUGGAUUGCCAUCUUACUACAGACCACAGGAAGGUGAGUAGGGUGGCUGGGGGACAGCAGAGGGGAGCAGGGAGGGGGUUGAGUGCUGAGUGCGGGGGCACGGUAUCUGUGUUUUAAAAUGUGUGUGGUCUGUUUGACAUCCCCAAGCCCAGGGUGACAUACCUCCCUGGUGUGUUUGCAGCCUGAGAAUCCAUUUAUCUCUCACCUUUAUCAUCAUCUCACGCCGGUUGGCACAGACUCACAGAAUCUGAACUGCCAAAGAAAGCAUGAUCGUGUCUUCCGAUCGUAACCGUAGCCAAUUAGCACCCUCCAGUUCACAGAGGAUGCAUAUCCUUUCAAUUGCACAGGGGACGUUUAUAGUGUCUGCUGCCAUGAUGUUAUUGUUCAACCACAAAGCCAUUAAAUACAACACUAGUCUAUCCUGGCCCAUGUAAACAUGCAAUCAGUCAUUGAGGAAGGAUGCCCCCAGGGGAAUCUGACUUGGGUGUAAAUCUGUUCACUCACAGGAGAGCAGCGGUGAAAAGACAUUCGGGACCACAUAGAGGAUCAUGCCUGCUGUCAGCAAUACAUCCCCUUCAACCUCAGUGCUAUGAGAAAUGAAGAGUGGCUUAGGGGAGGGAGGAAGGGAGGGAGGGAGGCUUAGGGUCGGGGAGGGAGGGAGAGGGAGAGAGAGAGAGAGAGAGAGAGAGAGAGAGAGAGAGAGAGAGAGAGAGAUAAUUAAUGAUGGACCAAGAUUUAUAACUGUACUUUGUGGAGAUUGUCGAUGGACAGGCUAACUGUCCAAUCACAGACAACUGUCUGACAGGGCAUUCCUCUCUUGGAGAGAGUUUGUCUCUGUUGGCCCUGUGCGUUUCCAGGAGUCCAGCUGUUUGACCCAUGGCUGACCCUGGAGAUGACAGUGGAGUACAGUUACAAAGGCUGCAGCGAGGAGGGGGCCAUGGUCUGAGUGAUCUCUGAAUAGCCCCAUGUCGUUGACUGACAGGAGGAUGGCUAUCUGCCAACUCUCCCUACUAUCCCUACCGUUUGGGUAUUCUCUUACAGUCUUCUAAAGGCCAAUGGGAGGCUGAGCCUUUACCAUGUGCAUGUGUAAGCUCACAGAGGACAGGAUGAAUGUAGACAAAGUGGCUCUUAAAGAGCUGGAUUUCCUUCUUUGCGGCUCCUCGGGCAUAGCUGGCUGGCGCAGGGCAGGGUUGGCUGGCACAGGGUCCUGAGACAGAGAGUGCAGUGAAAGCCACUAAGGCGCUAAUACGUCUCUGGCAGCGUUACACAGAGGGCUAGAGUCAACAGAGGGAUACGCAGGUAGUCAGUACGGGAUGGGAGAGUAACAGACAACCUCUAAUCAGACAAAUCUGGGCUUUAUCCAACUUGAACAGAGGCUCAUCUCAUACACAGCAAGGGAGAGAGAAAACCGUUGUUGAUGAAUGAUUUCUGGAAAGCCCCCUAAUGUAAUGAUGUUAUUUUGUUGCUUCUCUACUCUGCUCUCAAGUGGUGUCUGUGCCAUGUUAUCCAUGCUGUGGGUGGUGUAGGGCUUGAACCCAGCAUGUUGUGUCUUCCUGCAGGUUCCUCAAAGGGCAGAGCCCCAGCAGCAGGAGGCUGGAGGAGGGCAGGGUGGGGCCCCGGGCUCCUGGGGCUCCUGGGGGCCCUGGUCCUCCUGCUCCCGCUCCUGUGGGGGAGGGGUUCAGGAACAGACGCGACCCUGCCUACCCUCCUACACCCCUUUCAUGGGUGCAGCUGCCUACCCCUCCAGGCCGGGUGGCCACCACCCCCAGCACCCCAACCAGAACCCUGGCCAUGUAGUGUCUGCCCUAAGACCCACUGUCCCGCUGCACCGCACCAACCCUGGGAGACCCCCACCCUACAAUAGCAGCACCAGCCUGGCCAGCCGUCGGGAGCUGAGGAACCAGCAGAGAGACAGAGAGGCCCAGGCCCAGGCUGGACGCAGGUACUGUAUCUAUCACACCAUACAGAAAGGGGCCUGUCUGUGUCUUUCAGUCUGGCCUGUGUUUAAUGCCCUGCAUGCUGAGCAGCCCAGUCUAAAAGUGUCUCUGUGGAGCUCCAGCCCACCCCAAGGUCCAUUUGGACUCCCCUUCAGUGUAAAGCUAUUCUUUUAUGGAUGGAGUCAAUGGCUCGGCUUGUGCUUGGCGGGUUUGUGGCCUCCUUCCUGUGUGCUUGAGUUAAAAAGCUUUUAAAUAAAUAGAGCUGACACUUGAGUAAUGGGGGGCUGUUGACGUAGGAAUCCAAGCCACCAAACAAAAGCGGUCUCCGCUCGGCGCUUGCUUGCUGCCACUAAUAUCCAUCCGCUUCUCAGAAGUAAUUUGCACUUGUGUUGUUUGUCUUUGACAUUUUGUUUGACAGUCUUUGAUAGUCCAGUCAACACAUUUUGAAUGUAAACAAGUGCCGUAAGUGGAGGCCAUUUUACACAGACAAUUUCCCCCUUUACCCGUGUGUGUGUGUGUGUGUGUGUUUUCAGGAGGGGCAGUGACAGUCCCGUCAUUCCAGGGAAGUAUGGCUAUGGGAGGAUGCCUUACGUUGUGUCUCUCCAGACAGACACAGGCCAGACGUCUGGGACUGGGACAGAGACAGGAACUGGUCGCUCCCACAGACAGAGACGCUCCCCGCUCUCUGACCCCAGCCCGUCAGCCACCAGGCACGGAGGCCACAGGCCAAACCCCUACCGUCCACCUUACAGCAACCCACAUCUCCACAGCUACAGCCCAGUCCAUCACCAGCCCCCAGCCUCCCAGCCCAGGGUUAACCCUAACCCUAACUCAAACCCUAACCUAGCCCCCCAGCCCAGGUCUAACUCUAAUUCUAACCCACCCUGGUCCUCCUCACUCUACCAGCCCAGCCAGGGGCACCAACCUAGGCAGGAGCAGCAACACUCACCCAGCCGGGCCUCAGCAGCUCAGCAACCCUUUGGACGGCCCUACAACCCCCUGUCCACCUCCUCCUGUGUGGGAGAGCACAACCAGUACAAGAUUUGCAACACCAAUGUAAGAAUGGCUUAGCAAGGAGGUGGCUAUUUAUCAUGUAGAAGUGAUUGUUGUCAUCACUUAUGAUCAUUUAUGAAUUAAUCCCUCACUGUUACCCACAGCUAAACAGCUAAAUGAAUCAUGAAGUGUAAAAAAUGGAGGCUAGUAAAGAUGAGGUCUGUUGAGACAGAAAUAGUGGAGAUGUUCGUGAUCGUAGACUGGAAUUUACCUUGGGGGAGAAUGUGGCCAUGUCUGAACUUAGUAGGCCGGGGGACACAUAUUCACUCUAUUUCUAUCUGUCUAUAUGUCUGUCCAGGCCUGUCCUCCAGCCAGUAGACACAUCAGAGCGGUGCAGUGUUCUUCCUACAACAGCCAUCCCUUCAUGGGUCGACUGUACGAGUGGGAGCCUUUCAAUGAAGGUAUGGGUGGGUCUCGUCAUGUUUUUCAUAUUGCCUUGGUGUUGGACAAUAUUAUCCAAGCUGUGAGGUGAUGUAAGCACCAUAGUAUGUCACCUGUCUCUGCCAUUUUGAUGAAUGUCCAGGUCUUAUUGAGCUGCCAGAGAGCUGUUUGGGGAUUUUUACAUUUACAUUUUUAGUCAUUUAGCAGACGCUCUUAUCCAGAGCGACUUACAGUUAGUGAGUGCAUACAUUUUCAUACUGGAUCUAGGUGUCUUAAGUAUCCAAGCAACAGUCAAAACACCUCAAGGAUAGAUCAUUACUUUUAGGACACUAAUUAACAUUUUAUGUUUUUCUUCUCUCUGUUGGAGUGAAUUGCAUUUACUACAGACGUAUGACUAGAUUAAAGCUAAAAUAACUUCACUUUAGUUGAUGUCAAGUUUGCUUGAUACCUAUCUCAAACACAUGAACAUGCAAUUACAACACUUUUAGCAAUAGCUGUCCUUGUAACCUCAUUGGCUAAUGCACAAAACAUCUGAGUGAAGUCCCAGUGCAGGUGGAUUACAAACCUGACGUUACAUUCACCCCACUGACUGCCAACUCCCAGUCGUUUCCAGGUCUGGAGGGCAUCUGCCUCCCUCCCACACAAGAGACACCACCCAGAGAUCUGUGGUUCUAAUUGGCACUAAUGGAUCACCAGAGAGGAGCAAAGAACCUAUUAACUUCCCUUGAUCCCUUGGAUUUAUUAGGAAUUUGGUUAGCUUUCCUUGAAUCCCUAGUUGUUGCUUGGCAUUACCUUUCACCACACAGCAUUACUGUAGAAGGCACACAGCAAACAUUGAUUUACUCAUCACUGAUAAUCACAGGGUAAUUGCGAGGACGUGCCAGGAUUUAGUCCACUCUUCGCAUCAGUUGCUAGAUGGCAGCAUGGCUCAAUGGAAGAAAACAACAAUUACUGCACCACGCCACAAUUCUAAUGCAGCAGUCUACCCAGUUUGUCCACCUACAUUGAACAAUUUACAUUUACAGCCCUGCCAGGCACCCUACCAGAGAGAGAUAAUGUUUUGUACUAUUAAACCACAUCAAAUAAUUCAUUUCUGUGUCUCCUCUGUCUCAGUUUCUGAGGACCACCAUUGUGAGCUCAACUGUCGCGCGAUCGGUUUCCGCUUCUACGUGCGUCAGUCGGACAGGGUCAUCGAUGGGACGCCGUGUGGCCAGAAUGAGACUUCCAUCUGUGUGGAGGGGAGGUGUCAGGUAGGACACUUAACUCAUUUACCAGUGGCCUGGCCAGGCCCGUGGACUCCUCCCAAACCACUCAGAAUAGAACAGAACAGUGACAGGAUGGAUGGAAUCAGAGGAAAGAAAAUCUAA